Molecule: messenger RNA, 3352 nt
Organism: Engraulis encrasicolus (European anchovy)
Lineage: Eukaryota; Metazoa; Chordata; Actinopteri; Clupeiformes; Engraulidae
Gene: irf2b
Product: interferon regulatory factor 2b
Exons: 10
Coding region: 351-1442 (363 amino acids)
Biological process (GO): immune system process; regulation of transcription by RNA polymerase II
Cellular component (GO): nucleus
Molecular function (GO): DNA-binding transcription factor activity, RNA polymerase II-specific; RNA polymerase II cis-regulatory region sequence-specific DNA binding
Source: RefSeq, a predicted model, not a curated record
UUGUCUCUGCCUUUAAGGCGACCGCUGAGAAACAAGGAAGCGAAAAUGAAAAUUGAGUUUCGCAUUACAGUGAAGCCCAUGGACAGACUUCCGCGAUACUCUCAACGCCCUCUAGGUCUGCAGACGUCAAACAAACAUUUUCGGGAGGGGAUUUCCACACACAGACCAGUUUCCUUUACUUGUUUUGCUUUCGAUCUGGGCAGCAGAAAUAGACUCUUAAGUUUUCGUUUUGUUAUCGAGAUCCAGAAUAUUUACUGAAAACUGCAAGCUGACCAGAUCUAACGGGUGCCUUCUUUAAAGACAGUGUUAUUUCAAUAAGUAUACUGUCUCCUCAUUCCUCACAGACCAACAUGCCAGUGGAAAGAAUGCGGAUGCGACCAUGGCUUGAAGAACAGAUAGACUCCUCCAAGAUCCCCGGCCUGAAAUGGGUUAACAAAGAGAAGCGGAUAUUCCAGAUUCCCUGGAUGCAUGCGGCGCGCCACGGCUGGGACGUGGAGAAAGAUGCCCCUCUCUUCAGGAACUGGGCCAUCCACACAGGGAAAUACCAACCAGAGGUUGACAAACCGGAUCCAAAAACGUGGAAGGCCAACUUUCGCUGUGCUAUGAACUCCCUGCCUGACAUAGAGGAGGUGAAAGAUAAGAGCAUCAAAAAAGGAACAAACGCCUUCAGGGUUUACAAGAUGCUCUCUACCUCAGAGCGGCAAACAAAGAGAGGCCACAAAAGGAGAGGUGAAAGGGAGGAAAAGAUAAAGGUUGAGCCCAGGUCUCCUCACUGGGAGGGCAGUAAUGGCUACUCCAUGUUCCCCGGGGCAGGACUACAAAGAGAGGAGGUUGAGCCCAGGUCUCCACAAUGGGAGGGCAGUAAUGGAUACUCCAUGUUCCACAGGACAGGCUUCAUCAAGGAGGAGCUGAUGAGUCACCCCAUGAGCCGGAGUCCUGGUGAGGAGCAGGUGAUCAUCCCGGAGGUGUGCCAGACCAUCGAGGUCAUCACAGAGAACGAGGAGCAGUCAGUGACGUCCAGCCACCACUACCCGCUGCAGAUCUCACCCGUCUCCACUUACGGAGACAGUGACACGGAAAGCGUGCACAGCGAAGAGGACAACAAAGAGGCUGUUCGGGCGGCAUGGCCCUCCUCGUAUAGCAGUGCGAUGAUGAGGAUGCCCUCUUGCUCUCUGCCCAGCAUGGACACAUUUGUCACCUCCAGCAAGGCGGUCGCAGCCUUCACCACUAGCCAGGGGAUACUGACAUCCAGAUGGGCCUCGCCUCCUUUCUCCUCCUCCUCCUCCUCCUCCUCUUCCUCAUCUACGUCCCAGCUAAGUGCUACUGCUACUGCCGUCACCGCUGCUCCAUUGUGCCCCUCAGGACAGACAGCCAGCCACGAGACCCGAGCCAGCGUCAUCAUGAAGACCUCUGACGUCUCCAAGUCCGUCAAGAGCUGCUGAGGAGGGAACGGAAGGGGACGGCAGUUAGCCACCCAUGAUAUUCUCAGACAAAAGCCAUGAACAUUGAUUCCUUAGGACCAGAUGUGCAGGUAUUUGGUGAACCCACCCCACCCCACCUCCUUAAGGGCCAUUCGUACCCUAUGUAUGGAUAUUGUGUUAAGUGAUUCGCACAUCCUAUCCGUUGAUUUCAUAGGUGAUUUUGCACGAACACAGAUUCAUACGUGAAUUUGCAUAUUAUUUGAUCACAAGCACUGGUGGUAAAAGAGGAAAAAAACGCAAACUAUGUGAAUGAAAAAGAGAUGGACAGACAGACUAAUGGAGUCAUCCACUGCAGGGAUAUAAGUCGACAAAGAGUGAAAGUCAAACUUGUUUCUCAUAUCCCUUCCUCUUGCUUGUGGCGUCUUGCCUCAUUGUCGCACCGCCUCUGUGGAGAUGGCAAUUUAGUGUCCCCUCAAUCGACCAAGACAGAGCAACUUUUGGGGUGCUUUCCCGCAUUCAACAUCCGAUUGCAAAUGAGAUCAUGAGCCGUAGAUUGUGCUUUUGCAAGAAGAAUAAAACUUCGGUGAUCAAUGACAUUGAGCCUUGAGUCAUGAGGCCACAAGCAACAGGAAAGGAGGAACUAAUUUGACUUGCACGCAAAAUGUGCCUUCAAAGAAGCCAAAGUCAGGUGGUGUCAAUCCCGGGUUCGGAAAGUAAAAAUCCCUGCCACAAAUUUCAUCCAACCAGCUCUGAAUCCACUGAUGGUCAAGAAUAAGACCACAGAGUAAAUAUUGCAGUGUUAAUUGAACAUCUAAAGAGUUUAAUUCAACCCGCAAAGUGUACUCUCUUAACUCAUUUUAACCUAAGGAAAAGGUGCCCUCAGCCUAUAAAAACCUACAUAUCUCAGUCUCUGACACAUAUAAAAACAUUAAAUGAGUUUCAUUUAAAAGCUAAGACCCUCAUCUUGCAUUAGAAUGUCUCCAUUCAGCUCUAACAUACCCACAUUUGUAAUAAAAAAAACCCACAAAUAUCAUGAGGCUCUUUGCUGCAUCUAUGUCGCUCCAGGCUUCUAGGUCAAUACAGCGUAUACAUCAGCAUACAGCAUCAAUGGGUUAAGUGGAAUUAACACUGCAGAAUGUACUGUACAGUUACUCAGUGAACCGUCAGCUGUGUUGGAAGGAAUUUGUGACAUGGUACUUCUGGCUCCUUUACUUUGACACCUCUGGAAGUGUUUUAUCUGUGGGCUUUUUUAUUAUUGUUUGUGAAUAAUGUACAUAAACCUGUGACGUUAUAGUAGCAUAAUUGCGAGCCGCUUUUUCUGCACCUUAUUUGGACGAGCGUUAAACGGGUUGAAUCUGUGACCCCGGCUGCCAGAGGUGCCAUGCCAAGCACUGCCCUCUCGACCGGGCGCCCUUCUCUGGUGACAGUCAGAUAUGAGAUCAAGCCAAAGACACAAUCAUAUGAACGACUGUCUCAGCGUGGGGUGUGAAAGACAGAGAAAAAAAUGACUAAAUGCACUCGAUUUGAAAUUAAUUUAUCUUGAAAGUUUAGGUUAAAACCAUUUUAUUUUUUGUAUUCAAGGGAAUUAUAUUGCUUUGUACCAGGUUGUCUCUACCCACACCUUUUUGCUGAUAUAGUCUAAAAGGAAUCAUGGAAUUUGCAGUUCUCUACUGUCUGUAGGCUACAUUGCGUGUUCUACUCUGUGGCACUGUUGCCUAUUUUGUGCCAAUAUGUUGUGUUUGUUUGUAUGUUCUAUUUGUAUGUAUAAGUUUGUUUAAAUGAUGUGAAGACAUGUCUGUGCAUAAAGUAUGCACAUUCAUGAGCCACUCUAAAUCCUGUGGAUCACUUAUUCUACAAAUCUUAAUGGAUUUCUUUUAAAAGAUUUUUGGAUGUACUAUGUUAUUCUCUUUGUAAUAAAUGUUCAACUCUGA